This is a messenger RNA of Fomitopsis serialis, 1005 nucleotides long. RefSeq names its product glycoside hydrolase. The coding region runs from base 153 to 869 and encodes 238 amino acids. NCBI's taxonomy places the organism in Eukaryota, Fungi, Basidiomycota, Agaricomycetes, Polyporales, Fomitopsidaceae. The transcript has 8 exons. The record is from RefSeq and is a predicted model, not a curated record.
UGCAACAGAGUCUGACCUUCUUUACGGAGUUCGAGCUCUCAGGCUCAGUGUGCCGAGGUGAGGCGGUAUAAAGGCGUGUACACGGAGUUCGGUGACGACAGUGAAUCCACUCUCGACCUCUCAGCCCCUUGAGUCCUCUCAGAGUUUUCACGAUGAAGGCAUUCUUCGCUGCCCUCGUUUCCGCCGCGGUCACUUCGGUCACAGCGCACUACACGCUGCCCGACCUCAUCCUGAACGGUGCCGCCAGCACCGACUGGGAAUACGUCCGCCAGACUCAGAACUACCAGGACAACAUGCCGCUCACGGACGUCACCAGCGACUUGAUCCGCUGCUACGAGAACAACACGGCCUCGUCCACCUCCGUCGCGACCGUCGAUGCCGGCGCCACAGUCGGCUUCAAGGCCAACGGCGACUUCUACCACCCUGGGUACUUCUCGGCGUACAUGUCAAAGGCGAGCCCCGAGGCCGACUCCGAGGAGGCUGGUACGAGCCAGACCUGGUUCAAGAUCUGGCAGGAUGCCCCGACCUUCACCGCAGGCACCAACGGCCAGCCUGGCACGCUGAACUUCGCCUUGGAGUCCACCGACCAGUUCACGUUUACCAUUCCGCCCAGCCUGCCGAGCGGGCAGUACCUCAUCCGUGGCGAGCAGAUCGCCCUGCACGUGGCGAAAACCUACGGCGGCGCGCAGUUCUACCUGAGCUGCGCUCAGGUCAACGUCGCCAACGGUGGUGACGGAUCUCCCGAGCCGCUCGUGUCCUUCCCUGGCGCGUACACUGGCUACGAGCCCGGCAUCCUCAUCGACAUCUACGACCUCCCGAGCAACUUCACCGGCUACGUCUCUCCCGGCCCGGCUGUCUGGAAUCAGUGAAAUCCAGUGAUGUAGCGUUGGGGGCGCGGAGAUCGUUACGUGGUGUGCAGUGGCUUCGUUGAUGUCGCCGAAAGGGAUGUACGGAGGAUCGAAGUGUUUGAAUUCGCAAGCCCUGUUCGUGACGGAGAUCGCACGA